UAUGGAAAUAAUUAUAAUAAGCCGUAAUGUCAGGCAGUCAACAUGAACCAAAAAACCCAAUAGGUCACACCAUAGAGUACUGAUUAGAAGGAGACGCAUAUAGUGGUAAUAAGGUUCGAGCUAGAAGUAAAACGCCCGAUGCGCUCGCAGUCGUUUCAUAGCACGUGAUCAGGGAUUUCUUGUUUUAGAUUCGACAUUGAAUACUCUCGUAGUCCUGCCGCUGCCUAUCGCCGCGGGUGGAAGCAGGUCUAUUCUACACAUCUUACAAGUUAUUACAAUGAGGUUCCUCUCUGUUGAGGUAAUCGUCAUUUCUCCUUAACUGAUAUAUACAUAUUUUACACAAAUAAUAUUUUCUCUUAUCUAGAAAUUCAAUGUCUCUAUGAAAUAAGGAUAUUUCGAAUUCGCAAAAAUUUUCGUUUUCGAGUGACAGUGACUUGAUGUGAUUUGUAUCUCUCUUAGUAUUCAAUGCAGAAUUCAAAGAUGAUUCGAAAAUAGUUCAUCAAGUGUGGAGGUGGGAAAUCAACAAUCGAUCAAUGGCGGUCGAUAUUUUGGAUGAAGACCACUUCGCGGUGAGCGCGAUCGUCACUGUCGGUAUGCAAAUUAUAUUCUUCACAAUUGCGGCGACCUUCCAGCUGGACAAGCUAACAGAUUUUGCCGGCGGCACGAACUUUAUCAUCCUCGCCCUUCUCACUUUCUUUCUCGGCCAAGUAGGCAAGCCUUAUGAUAGUAGACAACUUAUGGUCACUAUAUUCGUUUGCUUGUGGGGUGUUCGUCUUUCUGGAUAUCUAUUAUAUCGGAUUAUUAAAAUUGGUCGCGAUAAAAGAUUUGAAGAUCGUCGCAGUAAUGUGAUUCGUUUUGCUGUAUUUUGGACAUUUCAGGCUGUAUGGGUCUAUGUUGUGAGUUUACCAGUAAUUAUCAUUAAUUCACCGCGACACAAAAUACCACCAGCUCCUAAAACGAUGACAACACUAGACAGUACUGGUACGGGACUUUUCGUAACUGGUUUAUUAGCUGAAACUUAUGCCGAUUUGCAGAAAUUUUCUUUCAAACAAGAUCCAGUGAAUAAUGGCAAAUGGUGUAAUGAUGGAUUAUGGAGAUUAUCCAGACAUCCAAAUUAUUUUGGAGAAAUAGUAGUAUGGUGGGGUAUCUUUGUAAUAUCUUUGAAUGUAAUCGAAGGCAUUGAAUGGAUUGCUAUAGCUUCUCCAAUAUUCACUACUUUCAUCAUUCUAUUCUUAUCUGGAAUGCCUCUAUUAGAAAGAGCUUCCGAUGAGAGAUAUCGUGAUAAUGCCGAAUAUCGCUAUUACAAACUAUCUACAUCGCCAUUAAUACCAAUACCACCAUCUAUAUAUGUUGAAGUGCCUCAUUUUCUAAAAUUUCUCUUUUGUUGCGAAUUUCCACUUUACGAUUCGUUAGAUGUAAAACCACGAUCAGCUGUCACUGAAUCAACAUCAAUAAGUCUCGCUGCGUCUACGUAGCUAUAAUCACACGCCGGACAACCGAAUUCGAAGUCCGGCGUGCAGUCAUCUAUGACUAGCACAGCCUUUUGAGGCUGUUAUGAUUCUUUGCAUUUUAUUGUUCGCAUCGUCUUUCAUUAUUCCACUCGAUUAAGAGUGAUAAAUAAAUGGUUAUCCAAAUAAAAUUCUACAUAAUUAGAAAUUGAAAUAAAUUGAAAAAGCAUAUAUUAUGUCAUUUAAACGUUAAUAUGUUGCAAUUGCAUUUUUUAUAUUUUUUUAAAUUGAAAAUUUAAAAUUUAUUGAUGUUUUUUGUGAUUUGAGUUCAUAUAUAAAAUGCUGUUAUACAAAAAAAGUAAUAUGUAAAAUAAUAAUUAUGAAAGUAGACGCGUAUUGCUAUAUUUUGCUAUAUAAUCUAUUAAAUGAAUUGAAAAAAUUUAUAUUUUUUAAAUUUAAUUAAAAACUAUACUUAUUUUGUAUUUUUUAAAGUUAAGGAAUUUAAAAAUCUUAAAAAUAAUGUUAAAAAAUAUUAAUAAAUAUAAAAAAAUUAAAUCGAA
Molecule: messenger RNA, 2008 nt
Organism: Apis florea (little honeybee)
Lineage: Eukaryota; Metazoa; Arthropoda; Insecta; Hymenoptera; Apidae
Cellular component (GO): membrane
Source: RefSeq, a predicted model, not a curated record